This is a messenger RNA of Acytostelium subglobosum LB1, 5370 nucleotides long. RefSeq lists its product as hypothetical. The transcript is spliced from 10 exons. Gene Ontology annotation, molecular function: mRNA binding. Lineage: Eukaryota; Evosea; Eumycetozoa; Acytosteliales; Acytosteliaceae. The coding region runs from base 1 to 5370 and encodes 1789 amino acids. Gene Ontology annotation, biological process: mRNA export from nucleus; mRNA processing. The record is from RefSeq and is a predicted model, not a curated record. Gene Ontology annotation, cellular component: THO complex part of transcription export complex.
AUGACGACUACAGGUACUUCUUCAAACGCAACUGUAGUUGACAUCGACUUAAACACUUCCAUAGAAUGGGAUGCUAGCACAAAGCCAUUGAUAGUGGAGAGACUGAAUAGGCUGUCAGAUGACAUAGCUAGUGCUCACAAGUCACAGAAUGACAAGGUUAUGAUAGAGUCAUUUGGCAAUAUGAGGAAAGUGCUCUAUGAUCAGUGCACUCUGACAACAAAGUCAAAGAUAUCGAUCAGACAGCUUUUAUCAUUGCUUUCACUUGAUUGUCUUAGAGUCGUCGACCUGACCUCAAUUCUAGCAGAUGUGAUAUGGCUUAUAGGAAUGGAGUUUGAAGGUGCCAAGAAUGAUGCCAGAUCAACUACAUAUAUUGCGACGAUCAAGGAGAUGGUUAAACAAUCAUACUUGACACAGGAUAUACUAUUGGAGAGACUCGAGUUGGAUUGGACAGAAGAGGUUGGCACCGUCAAAUCAAACAGUGUUCUAUUGCGAAGAUUGGGAAGGAUCAACACAAAGGAGAUGUUUACACAGGCCAAGUUCAAUCUGUUCAAAGAGGAGACUGAGGGCUUUGCCAAGCUUCUGGCACAGCUGAACAAAGGCGAUCUGUUGUCGCCUCUGACUCUCGAGGCCACAAUCCACAACAUCAGAGCACUGAUUGGCAGUUUCAACUUGGACCCAAAUCGUGUGCUUGAUUUGGUGCUCGAUGCCUACGAGCAGCACUUGGACAACAGCCAGUGUUUCCUACCGCUGAUCAAGCUCUUCAAACCCUCAGCCAUUCCCCAACUCCUAGGCUUCAAGUAUCAGUUCUACCAAUCGUCCGAGAUGAACCCAACUUUAGAGACACCACAAUCACUUCAUAAUCUCACGGCAUCAUUGCUGAGCGACCAUGUCAUUACAUUGGAACAGAUAUAUCCUCAUCUCAAUCCAUCAGAUGAGGAUCUAAAGAACCAAUAUCAACAAAAGAAGGAACAAGAGACAUCUGGAGCAGGUACUACAUUGAGCGAUAACGACCUCCAAGCACUGGGCAACCAAAAGUUUGGACUCUUGGCCUCUCUGCUCGAGAGGAACAACGUGGAGUACUCGAUGCAGAUGCUCUACAACCUUUCAUCAAUUGACCCAGCAUCCAAUCCAUUGAUAGCCAGAGCAUUGGUUAACACAGUGUCGAGCAUUGUUGACCCAAUUUACAAAGACAUAUCCUUUGCCACACUCAAGGCCACUCAGAAACCUGGAACGUUGAACUUCAAAGCAUAUGAAGCCAGCUCGGACAUGAUAUACAACCUUUUGCGAUAUCUAAAGUGUUACAUACCAUCUGGUAGUGCACUAUUCAUCAAGAUAUGUAGGAUAUUCAAGGAGUUGGUACAAUCACCAAACUAUGACCAGCAGUACAGAUCUGAUGUUGAGAACACAUUGACCACCGUCAUUUUCCCAUCCCUCUCUCUAAUGUCGACGCCCAAUCCAGCCAUGUCCUAUGAGGUCUGGAAUGUGAUCUCGGGCAUGGACUAUCACGUUCGCUACAAACUCUACUCUGACUGGAAGUCAAUGUACUCAAAGUACCUACCGCUCAUCGUUGCCAAGAUCGAGGCCAACACAGAGAUCAAGAAGAUCCUUCGACGUAUAUCCAAAGACAAUGUCAAGCAACUUGGAAGGACUAUUGGAAAGCUCACUCAUCCUCACCCAACAGUGGUCUUGGAGGCUGUCUUAUCAUCCGUUGAGAACUAUGACAGUCUUGUUCACCCCCUCGUAGACUCCCUUCGCUACAGUUCUGUUCUCAGCUUUGAUAUUCUAAGUUACUUACUAUUGGAGCGCUUCACAAUUCAAAGACCAAAGUUAAAGGCCGAUGGCACAAACAUUGCCAGUUGGUACCAGGGACUUUCAUUAUUUGUUGGAUUCCUCUAUCGAAAGUAUCCUUCAACCGAGCUAGAAGGAUUGCUUCAGUAUCUGGUCAACCAACUCAAGGACAACAACUCACUUGAUCUCAUCGUCUUGAAGGAGCUACUUUCCAAGAUGGGUGGUGUCGAGAUCAUUGAAGACCCACCUGACAACCAGGUCGAAGCACAGGGUGGUGGAGAAACCCUUCGCGAGGAGUCCAAUACUAUGAGCACCUCGAGGAACAUCAAGAAGGCCGUCACCAAACUGAAGGAGAAGCUAAUCGAGUCCAAGCUUGCCUUCCCCUUGUUUGUUCUUCUGUCCAAACAGAGGAUCAACAUCGUUCACAACAACGAACACACUGGCAACGUCAGAGGUAUCGCUGACCUACUAGACAAAUGUCAAGAGACAUUACUCCAGUAUACCGAGUUCAUCUCUACCACAGUGCCACCCAAGGAGUACAUCUCCUUCUUUGACAGUUUCGAGAGCCUUCCGACACUCUAUGGUCUGGAGCCCGAGACCGCCUUCCACAUCUACCGUCCAAUCAUGCCACAUUUGCACCUGGUUCACAACUAUGUGUUACACACGACCAACGAUCCAAUGAUUACGGGUGACCACAACAAGGACACACAUCAGAAGCCCAAGUGGGACAAGUCAAAUGGCGAGCCAAUCAAGGCCUUUGUCCAACAGUGCAAGAAGAUUGGCAGUAGUGAUUCAUGGGGCUUCAGUCCUGAACUCUACACCACAUUCUGGUCCUUGUCUCUCUACGAUAUAUUUGUUCCAGAGACAGCUUACCAAGCCGAGAUCACCAAGUUGACACAACAAAACGCUGAUCCUACCACCGACAAGGAGCUGGACAAGCUUACAGCCAGCAAGAAGAGGAAAGAGAGAGAGCGCCUAAUCAAGAAGCUCAAGGAGGAGUUGGACACUCAACAGAUCAACCACAAGCAUGUCAUGGAGCGAAUCAACUCGGAGAAGGAUCGCUACUUUGAUCAGAACAUGCCCAAGUUCACCAUGUACUUCAUUCAGUACUGUUUGUACCCACGUGCGUCCUUCUCACAAGCAGAUGCACUCUACUCUGCCAAGUUUGUUCAAUUGCUGCACUCGUUGAACACGCCAAACUUCUUGACACUCUCCUACUUUGGCAAUGCGUUCAAGAUCAUCGAUUGUCUGAUUGCAUCGUCCACCGAGUUUGAGGCCGUGCGAUGUGGAAGGUUCCUCGCCGAGACACUAUCAAUGAUGAGUCGCUGGAGGAACAACGAUGUGUUUGAUAAGGAGUGCCGCAAUAUGCAUGGCUUCCUGACUGACAAGGGUGAGCGACCAACCUACGAGCAGUUCAUUGGAGCUACGACCAAGUGGCAUAUGGACAUCUGUGGGGCAUUCUCUGCGUGCCUCAAGUCUUCAGAGUACAUGAUCAUUAGGAAUGCCCUUCUUGUGCUAUCAAAGCUCAUCAAGGUAUUCCCAAUUCACAGGAAGACAUUCAACGAGAUCAGUGAGCUUGUCACCAAGAUCAAGGAUGGCAUGCAGGAGUUGAAGACUCUUGCCACAAGGUAUCUCUCACUCUUGGAUAAGAACAAGGAUAUGAUGUUGCCAGACGACACAAAGAAAGCCAAGCCAACUACACCUCAGAUCACAAACGUUGAGGCAAGCGCAACAGUCUCAUCGUCAUCGACAGGAUCAACAGUAGCGGCGACAACAGCAGCAUCUUCAGCUCCGUCAUCAUCCUCAUCACCAGCAACAUCAGUCGCUCUCACUUCCUCUACAUCAUCUACAUCAAAGACCACAUCACAGAGUUCCAACACCACUCCGGCCGGUGUCUCAACAGCAGUCCACAAUGGCAGUGAUAAGAUGCAUAUCGAUGAGCCAGAGAAGAAGGAUAUUAAGUCUACACACUCAAGGAAAGAUGACAAAGAAUCAGCCUCUACCACACCAAGGUCCAAGGACAAGAAUGUCAAGGAUACUACUACCAAGGACACCAAGGAUACUGCUAAGGAUACGACCAAGGACACCAAGGACAAGGACAAGACUGUUCCCGCAUCUACUGGAGUGCCAAUCAAGUCGAUCGUGGAUAGUCGCCAACCAAGAGAGAGGUCCACUACGACCACUACUACAACGACAAGUGACAAGAAGGCAGAGUCUACCACAUCAAAGGACUCCAAGAUAGACAGGGAGAAGGAGAAAGAAAGACUUGAGCGAGACAGGGAAAAGAUGGACAAGGAGAGGCUGGACAGAGAAAGAGAAAGAGAGAGAGAGAAGGAUAGAGAGAAGGAGAGGCAAGACAGAGAGAGACAGGACAGGGAGAGAGAGAGGGAGAGAGAAAAGGAGCGCGAACGUGAGGCAGAGAAGCUGGAGAGAGAAAAAGAAAGGCUGGAAAGGGAUCGUCACCUCGAGAAGGAGAGAGAAAAGGAGAUCAGAGAGAAGGAGAAGGACCGUAUUGAUAGAGAGCGUGCACUCGAGAAAGACAGGGAGAAGGAUGUCAGAGCAGGAGAUAGAGAGAGAGAUCCUGUUCGUGAUAGAGGUCACGGCGAUAGAGAACGUGAGAGCGAAAGACACAGAGAGCGCGAUAGGGAGAGAGAGAGAGACCGUGAGAGAGAAAGAGAAAGAGAAACCUUGAGAGAGAAGGAACAAAGAGAGCUGAGAGAGCAACGUGAACAACGUGAACAACGUGAACAACGUGAACUACGUGAACAACGUGAACUACGUGAACAAAGAGAACAGAGAGAGCAAAGAGAGCAAAGAGAGCAAAGAGACAGAGACAGAGAAAGGGAUAGAGAAAGAGACAGGGAGAGAUCAGAUAGAGACAGAGAGAAUGGUAUUGGACGAGGAGACAGCCGCGAAAGAAGGGACACUUCAUCCGUUCAUCAUACCGAUGACGACAAGUCGAGAGGUGGUUCAAAGAGAAAGGAUGAAGGCACUCUACCAAGUAGAGACGAAAUCAACAGAAGGGAUGACAGAGAACACUCACACAAGGCCGACACUAGGGAUCAAUCGACAAAGAGGGAUGGGUCUUCAUCAUCCGCUUCUUCCACAUCAUCCUCUGUGUCGUCCAGAGAGCCUACCAAAGAUGCCCAAACUCUACGCGAUAAUCUUUUGAAGCAAAAGAAGGAGAAAGAAAAGGAAAAGGAGAAGGAGAACAACAACAGCGGUGGCAGCAAGGAUCAAGAGUCUAGUCAACGAGGCAGCAGCAGCAGCAGCAGCAAUCAACAUCCAGAUCAGUUCAAGGAUUCCAACUCGACCGGCGGUAUGAAUACAAGAGACAAGGAUAUGGACGACAAUGCAGCCGAUCAGAGCAAAAAGAGAGAUCGCGAGAAGGAAAGAGAGAACGAUGAUGAGAACAAAGAUGAUUUCGGUGCACCGCCACCCGCCCAUAAGGUAUCACCUCCGUUCCAAUCGCAAGCACCAAUUAUCCAGAGAGAUUCUCGCGAUCACUCUCGAGAAAUGAGAGAGCAAAGAGACAGAGAGGCCAGAGAUCGAGACACCAGAUCCAGCAGUAGGAGAACGUAG